Bombyx mori (domestic silkworm) is the source of this 1290-nucleotide messenger RNA. RefSeq lists its product as uncharacterized. NCBI's taxonomy places the organism in Eukaryota, Metazoa, Arthropoda, Insecta, Lepidoptera, Bombycidae. Bases 197 to 1108 code for a protein of 303 amino acids. The transcript has 7 exons. The record is from RefSeq and is a predicted model, not a curated record.
AAUUAUGACAUUAAUUGACAAAAAAACUAAACAACAAAUUUCGGUAGCUAGUUAUGUAAAUUUAAAUGAUUCCUGUUUUUAUAACUCGCGUUGGUAAAAAAAAUUUAAAUUUUACUGAGUAAAUUAAUGGUGCGCAAUGGAGACUAUGAAAAUAGUACAUUUGUGAAGAUGUUCAUGAGAAAAAUCCGCCUUAUGUAUGGCGGGUAGAUCAGUUAGCUUCUCUGCACAUUGUGAUAUUUGUGACUCUCACUUGGAAACGAUAGCGAAAUGGUUGAGUUGCAACGGCGACGUGUGGGGGGUCGGGCCCACGGUGGUCUUCGCGAGUGCCGCGGCCCUGUUUCUGUACAACGAGCUCGAGGCGACUAUAUUCACGGCCGGAGACCACGCUCACAUCUCUGCGUUGGAGAAGACGCUCAUCUCAAGCAUGGUGCUGGGCAUGUUGGCUCUGAUGGUCCACCUCUGGGUUUGCUCUAUGAGAUUCUUCCAAUAUUAUCUGGACACGUUAAUCAGAGAUAGUCCAAGCAUGCUGCUCGAAAUGACAACAGCGGGUCUACUCGGCAGUCAGCAUUCGGAUAUUGUGGUCCUCGGUCCUUUGACGAAGUUCCUGAAGAACCAGCAGCCUCAGAUCCAUAUCACGAUCUGCUGGUUCCUGUCGCUUUGCUAUGCUGAUUACGUCAGGAAGCAUUAUUGUCAGAGAUUCAAUAUGCCAUAUUUGGAGCAGUGGCAAAUAGAGUUGCAAGACCGCGCCAGCAGGAGCGCUCACCGCGCCAUGGAGAAGGUGAACAGUUUCGUAGGUUCCGUCCACCAGCGGCUGCGAGGCUUCUCGCGACCAGCGCCACCGAGCCCUGACACUCACACUGAGAGCUCGUCUCCGAAGCAGUCGUCGGUGGAUGUCAGCGCCCCCGACAGCAAGGAGUCGUGCCGAGUGCAACGCGCCGAGCCGGGGAAGGAAAUGUGCGUGCGCAUCGUCGGUAAAUCCAGUGAGACUACGGCUGAUGCCAUCGAGAAGCUACGAGCAUUCAUCUCUGCGACGCGAUGCGAGUGCAGCCCUGCACCGGACACCAGCGACGUUGGUGCUGGCGGAACUCCAGCAGAACAAUCGGUGUGAGGAAGAGCGUCCCUGGAGAAGCAUGGCCAAGCUACCCUUCUAACCAACUCUUGUUACAGAAACACUGCAUUUCACGUCAAUAAACUAUCUAUCUAAUAAUAUAUAAUGUAUAAUGGAAAAAGAAAACUACACAAAUGUUUCUAUUAAGACAAUAAAUAAAUAAUAAAAACUCUGUCUCAUAA